Molecule: messenger RNA, 1493 nt
Organism: Spodoptera frugiperda (fall armyworm)
Lineage: Eukaryota; Metazoa; Arthropoda; Insecta; Lepidoptera; Noctuidae
Exons: 3
Coding region: 97-1371 (424 amino acids)
Source: RefSeq, a predicted model, not a curated record
GUCGAAUGUCAACUCGAGAGAACACUGGACAGUUAUCGCAGUGUCCAGUGCGCGCGGCGAGUACACUCGACAGUCGCCGCCGACCUCGUCGCCACCAUGGAGCUGCUGACAAUCUUGCUACUUGCUAGUUUUAUUCAAUUCGCGAGCUUUACCCAUUCGCCUUGCGUGAUAGAGUUGGAAUGCGCGGAGUGUCUGCCGGACAACAUGCCGCUGGUGACGUCGCACCGCGCCGCCAACGGCUCGCUGCGGCUGGCGGACGGCGACGCGCUGCAGCUGUCGUGCGGCGCGGGCCGCUUCCUCGCCGCGCCCACCGCCGCCGCGCUCGCCGCGCGCUGCCGCGCCGGACGGUACGUCGCACUCGGCCGCCUGCUACACCUGCGCGAGCUCGGCUGCCAGCAGAGCAUCUUUGAAGACGUGCUCCACCAGGUCGAUGACUGCGGAAAUUUGCAAGGCCGAGCAUAUCUGAUGCACGAAACGGGAGGACGAGCACGUCACCUAGCGACCGCUUGCUUCGACGCGGACCGCGGUGUGGCCACACGCCUGCAGACGACGACAGGGCCGGGCUCCGCGGAGCCGGCGCACUCGCACGCGUCGGCGCCGCGCAGCCUGCUGGGUAAUUUCAACCAAAUGUUCGACUCAGCCACGCGACUGGCGGCCGAGCGCCUCUACUCCGACGACGUUCGUCUGAAUCGGCGCCUGCACGAACUGCUCCGACACGAUCACUAUUCGUUCGCCGAUCAGACGCUCACUUCGGGCAAAUUGUUGAGCAGUCGUUAUUUCGAUGACCAGUUCAUGAGAGUCACCGAUUUCGUUUCCAACAAAGUGGCAGUAUGGAGCAGCGUAGCCAAAGGCAACCUGCAUCACCUGCACCAAGACGUGGCCCGGUUCGUGGAGUCCAGGCGUGAGCAGGAGGAGGUGGAAGUGUUGGCCGGCACGCACGGGGUGCUGUCGCUGCGCACGGGCGGGGCCGGGGGCGCGCCUGGGGCCGGGGGCGCGGGUGGGGCUGGGGACGCGGGUGGAGCCGGGGGCGCGGGUGGCGCUGGGAGCGGGCGCACGGACGUGUACCUGAUGGCGGGCGGGCGGUUCCCGGUGCCGCGCUACGUGUGGACGGUGGUGCACGCGCGCGGCUCGCGGCGCGCGGUGGCGCUGGUGGUGCUGAACGACCCGUUCGUGGCCGUCAGCGAGAUCCGCGCCGCCGUGUUCUGCUCCAGCUCGUGCAGCGAGGUGGGCUGGCUGCGGGGGCUGCGCGCGCAGCGGCGCUACGAGAGCGCGGUGUACGGGCUGGUAUUCUGCUGCAGCCUGCGAGACUUCGCGGCGCACGUGGCCGGGCUGCCGGCCCGCCUCGACACCGACAUGCCAUUGCUCACCUAGCUGCACGGACUCUAGUCUAGCUAUGUGUCGGGUGUGUUACUAUACCAUUCAGUUGUCACAGUAAUUUUAUUAGGUAAUUAUGCUGAUGGUCGUACGAAAUAAAACAAAUAUUAAAAUUCUUA